Messenger RNA from Phialemonium atrogriseum, 1851 nucleotides. Its product is annotated as major facilitator superfamily domain-containing protein. The transcript is spliced from 3 exons. Gene Ontology annotation, molecular function: transmembrane transporter activity. The record is from RefSeq and is a predicted model, not a curated record. Bases 184 to 1698 code for a protein of 504 amino acids. Gene Ontology annotation, cellular component: membrane. Gene Ontology annotation, biological process: transmembrane transport. NCBI's taxonomy places the organism in Eukaryota, Fungi, Ascomycota, Sordariomycetes, Cephalothecales, Cephalothecaceae.
UCAUCAUUUCCCCAAGUGGUGUUCUUUCGUUGGUGUUCCUUCCCGGCUCCCAUUCGUUCGAGAAGCAAGCUUGUGCUUGGAUCACAAGCCCUCGGCCGCAUAUAGAGCCACCCUGUAUUCGGUGGCGUCAUCAUCCGUGGGAGAAGAGAAGAAUCCAGAGAGAGAGGAGAAGAGUGAGAAAAUAUGUCGGCUCUCGAGAAGACAUCCGGCGAGCACGCCGUCACCACCACGGGUGUCCACGAUGCCGAGUCCAACUCGGUCGACAAGGUUCCGAACUCGCCAACCGAUCCGGACUUCAUCGACCCUGCCGCCGAGAAACGGCUGCUGUGGAAACUGGAUCUGACCAUCUACCCGAUCCUCUACAUCGUCUACAUGAUGUCCUUCCUGGACCGGAUCAACAUCAGCAAUGCCAGAAUCCAGGGCCUGACGGGCGACCUGGAACUCACCGGCAACAGAUUCAACAUUGCCCUCUUCGUCUACUUCAUCCCAUACAUCCUGCUCGAGGUACCCAGUAACAUGCUCAUCCGCAAGGUGCGACCGUCGUUGUACCUGGGCGGGCUGAUGUUCUGCUGGGGCGUCGUCAACAUGGCCAUGGGCUUUGUCCACUCGUACGCCGCCCUGGUGGUCCUCCGCUUCUUCCUCGGCGCCUUCGAGGCCGGCGUGCUCCCCGGCAUCAUCUACCUCACCUCCAUGUACUACAAGCGCCACGAGUUCCAGACCCGCAUGAGCGUGCUCUUCAGCUCCACCCUCAUCGGCGGCGCCUUCGGCGGCCUGCUGGCCUACGCCAUCGCCCACCUUGGCGGUCGCGAGGGGUACGCCGCCUGGCGGUGGAUCUUCAUCAUCGAGGGCGCCAUCACCGCCUUCAUCUCCUUCAUCGCCGCCUUCCUGAUCGUCGACUGGCCCGAGCAGUGCAGGUACCUCAGCGCCGAGGAGAAGGCCCUGCUCAAGCGCCGCCUGGCCGCCGACGGCUCCAAGUUGUGCCGCAUGGACAAGCUCGACAGCCAAGCCACCAAGUUGAUCUUCAGCGACUACAAGAUCUGGCUCGGUUCUCUCAUGUACAUGGGCAUCGGCACCACCGGCUACGCCACCACUUUCUUCAUGCCCACCAUCCUCUCCGAAUUCCACUGGACCGCCCGAGAGGCGCAGGUGCACACCAUCCCCGUCUACGUCGUGGCGGCGGCGGGCAUGCUCUCCGCAUCCUGGGCCUCUGACCGGCUCAAGCACCGGUACGGCUUCAUCGUGCUGGGGGUCCUCAUCGCCACCAUGGGCUACAGCAUCCUGCUCGCGCAGACCACCGACGGCGGCCUGAGCCGGGACACAAAGUACGCCGCCGUCUUCCUCGUCUGCCUGGGCGGCUACAUCGCGACGCCCAUGCCGCUCGCCUGGCUGGCCAACAACGUGUCCGGCCACUGGAAGCGCGCCUUCGCGUCGGGCCUGCAGAUCACCCUCGGCAACAUCGCCGGCAUCGUCGGCGCCAACAUCUUCCUCGUAGACGAGGCCCCCACCUACCACACCGGCUACGGCGUCGCCUUCGGCAUGCUCUGGAUGGGCUGCAUCGCAGCCACCGCCAUGUUCUUCCUCAUGCGCCGCGAGAACGCCAGGCGCGACGCCGGAGAGAUGGACCACCGCCUCGCCGAGCCCCAGGAGAAGGUCAACAACAUGGGCGACCACCACCCGAGCUUCCGCUUCACCCUGUAAGAAAAACAAAAGGACCGACGAGAAAAUGGGCCGCCAGUAGAGGCAGGUCGUAUCAAAUACCACAUGAGGGCUCGCUCUUUUUGUUUGCUCUCCUGGACUGGCUGUGUGUGAACAUACAUCUCACUCUUUUUCUUGUCCGCAUAUUGCAAGCCA